Messenger RNA from Photinus pyralis (common eastern firefly), 1647 nucleotides. RefSeq lists its product as uncharacterized. Gene Ontology annotation, molecular function: DNA binding. The record is from RefSeq and is a predicted model, not a curated record. The transcript is spliced from 2 exons. The coding region runs from base 534 to 1610 and encodes 358 amino acids. Gene Ontology annotation, biological process: DNA recombination; DNA integration. NCBI's taxonomy places the organism in Eukaryota, Metazoa, Arthropoda, Insecta, Coleoptera, Lampyridae.
UUAGAAUGGACCGAACUAGUAUUUCCACAUUAAUUGAACGCUAUGAUCCUAAUGUCUCACUCAAACAGGGUGGUUGGCCUCGUGUUACUAGUACCAAGGCAGUGUUAUUGACUGUGUGGUACUUGGCUAACAUUGAAACUUUCCGACAAAUUGGGGACAGGUUUGAUGUCACAUUAAGUUGUGCACAUGGUACUGUAAUAGUAUAUUAAGUAUGGAGAACGGUAAGGGAUUUUUACCGUUCGAAGACAAUUGUUUGGAGGAGGAGCGCAGCGACGACUCCAAUUAUUGUCUGAGAACGGUAACCCUUAACGUUCGACGUGCUUAUAACAUUUUUUGCGCGAUCGGAAUAAAAAUUAUGCAAUCAUUAGAAAUACUACUUACUGAGAAAAGAACGAGCGGAAUAAAUCGAAAUGAUCGAAGUGGUAUUGUAUAGGUACUUACAUCACUAGGUAACGAGUUUGUUAUUUGUCAAAACUGAAAAUAAUAAAUUCAUCAAAUUGUGUCUGUAGUUUUCUAGCUUUUAUACUUCAGUUAUGAGCGAUUCCGACAGCGAUCUAAUAGACGAAAUAGAAGAAGCAUGGGACAUUGGAUGUUCGGCGGUAAUACCACAAAAGUCAAGGAUCCGGUACGAGAAUACGUACAACAUUUUUAAACAGUGGUGCAGUGAGAGAAAUGUAGGUGUUACCGAGAAGGUUCUGUUGGCUUAUUUCGUUAAACGAAGUGAUAAGCUGAAGAGUCCAGGAAGUUUAUGGGCAGAAUAUUCCAUGCUAAAGAGCACAAUAUUUUUAUAUGAAUCUAUUAAUAUUUCGACAUUUUCCACGUUAAUUGCUUAUCUUAAAAGAAAAAAUGUUGGUCAUAGACCAAAAAAAGCUCAAGUCUUCACGAAAAAUGAUAUGGUGAAAUUUUUAAAUGAGGCGCCCGAUGAAAUAUUCCUUAUCCACAAAGUAGCUAUGAUUCUUGGCGUGGCAGGGGCUUGCAGGAGAGAGGAGCUGUACAACAUGAAAGUUGCAGAUAUUGAAGACCAUGGAGCCCUUCUUGUAGUAAAAAUUCCCAACUCGAAAACAAAUAUCCAACGGACAUUUACUGUAACAAGUCAAGUGGACGACAAAGUUUCCUAUUUGGAAAUUUAUCGAAAAUACAUUAAACUUCGACCCACCAACGUAGUUUCCGCACACCUGUUCUUAAAUUAUCGUAACGGAAAAUGCAGUCAACAAGUAGUUGGAAAAGGGACGAUUGGGAAAUGGCCAUCAAAAAUUGCAACAUAUUUGAAAUUAGAAGGAUCGAACGAUUAUACAGGUCAUGCAUUUCGGCGCACUUCAGCCACUUUUUUGGUUAAUAAAGGUGUAGAUGUAUUAGGUUUAAAAAGGCAUGGUGGAUGGAGGUCUUCGACGGUGGCCGAAGGCUAUGUCGAAGAUUCUCUACAAAACAAAAUUGAAUUUGCCAAUAAAAUUUUAUGUACUGGUAGUAACAGUGAAUUGGAAUGUGUCAAUCAAAACCAUAGCACGUCUUCAAACACCAUCUCUAUUGCUUCCGGUUCUAAUGAAGAACGUAUUGUUUAUAUUGGAAACAACAGCACAAACUGUACUUUUAAUAUAACAAUAAAUAAAUAAAAAUUAAAUGUAAUGUAAGACUUUGACUGUUGAUUUU